AUGCUCGUCAAGGCGUCAACCUCCGCCGUGGUGGCUGCUACACGGAAUGGCGUGUUGCUCCCCCCCACGUCGGCUGCUGCACUUGCCGCCACUCGAACCUUCACCUCUACCCCUCAUACGCCCGCCAAGCAGCCUCCGAAACCUGCUCCACUGCUACACACCUCCCAACUGUCCCCCUCCGCACCGGCACCCGCAUCCAAACCCUACAGUCCCGUCACCGUCACCCUCGUGAAAACCCUCGCCAAACUCAUGGGCUACAACUCGCUAACAUCAACCUCGAUCCGCGUCACCUCCGAUCUGUACGACCGGUGUGCCGCGCGCGCCCACGCCGAACGCCAUUUCUGGUACACCGACUGCGCGCUUCCGGAAACCUACCAGUCCUGGUUCCAGAUCACCAACCUUCACGUCUACCUCCUUCUCGCACGAUUUCGAGCGUUCGAGAAGCCGGCGUACAAGACGUAUGCUCAGGAACUCAUCAAUCACUUUUUCAUCGAUGCUGAGUCUCGCAUGCGGGAUCGGUUUGGUGUGCAGACGUCCAGGUUGGUCAAAGGGUACAUGCGCGAUAUGCACAUGCAGCAGCGCGGGAGUGUUGUCGGGUACGACGAGGGGUUGGUGGGUGGAGAUGAGCGGUUGGCCCAAGCCGUGUGGCGGAAUUUGUGGGGUGCGGGGUGGGGCACCGUUGCGGGCGUGAAGCGCAAACUUGUUGGUGUGGACAAAAUCAUGAAGGGUGAAGUGGAAGAUCCGGAGGGCCAACCGGAGCUGGCUCGGGAUGCAGCGACGUUAGACCCGAGGGUGGGGAACAAGAACGCGAGCCCGUACGCCAGGGCUGCAUCAGCCAGUUUGGCGGCGGAAAGGGCCAAUGCGGAGGGAUCGACCUUGCCUCCAGUGGCGGAGAACCCGAAUGCCAUGCCGAGCGCGGGGAACGUGCUACCAGCAGUGGAUCCAUUUGCUGCCGCUCAUCCGGAGUUGGGGUUCCCCCAUCACCUGCAUCGCAUCGUGACGUUCAUCCGAGCCGAAUCGCAUAGAUUGGCGAAUCUGUCGGAUAGGGAGAUCAUGCUGGGUAGAGUGGAGCCGGCGUCGGGUGCGACGGUCGAGGAGGGCAAGAUGGAGAGUGUUGCCGAGUUCCGUCGCAUCUAG
This is a messenger RNA of Kalmanozyma brasiliensis GHG001, 1137 nucleotides long. Its product is annotated as Ubiquinol-cytochrome c chaperone/UPF0174. NCBI's taxonomy places the organism in Eukaryota, Fungi, Basidiomycota, Ustilaginomycetes, Ustilaginales. Gene Ontology annotation, biological process: mitochondrial respiratory chain complex III assembly. Bases 1 to 1137 code for a protein of 378 amino acids. The record is from RefSeq and is a predicted model, not a curated record. Gene Ontology annotation, cellular component: mitochondrion. The transcript has a single exon.